GGGUGGGAUACGCGCAAGAUGUGGGGCUGAACUACGCGCCUUCCCGCACCCCCCGACCCGUAACCCCGGCCGCUUCCGGCGCGCGGGCGGAAGGGCCUGCGGGACGUUGGAGUCCUCGGAGUCGCGGCGCUCACUUCCGGCGCCGAGUCUUGGGCCCCGGGGGCGGGGAUGUGAGGCCAGGAGGUCCAGGGCAGGGCGCGUGAGACAGGGAGGGUCCCGAGAAGCAGCCCCAGCCCGCGGGCUCGGACGCGCAGGGCUGGGAGAACUGGGCCGCGAGGCCCACCUGACGUGUGCUGUCCCCAGGGAGCAAGCCCAGCUGAAGGCCCGCGUCGUGGACCGGGACACGGAGGCGUGGCAGCGGGACCCUGCCUUCUCGGGCCUGCAGAGGGUCGGGGGCGUGGAUGUGUCCUUUGUGAAGGGCGACAGUGUCAACGCGUGUGCCUCCCUGGUGGUGCUCAGCUACCCCGAGCUGGAGGGCAGAGGACCGUGCUGUCCAUGACCAGGCGCCCGGUGACAGGUGGUGUACGAGGACUGCCGGAUGGUUAGCCUGACGGCUCCCUACAUGUCAGGCUUCCUGGCCUUCCGAGAGGUGCCCUUCCUGGUGGACGCAGUGCGGCGGCUGCAGGAGAGGGAGCCUCACCUCAUGCCCCAGGUCCUUCUUGUGGAUGGAAACGGUGUGCUCCACCACCGAGUCCCCACACCACCUCUAGAAGAUUGCUUGGCUCACCACCCCACUGCCCCAGCCUCACCCUCGUCUGCCCCUGUAGGCUUUGGGGUGGCCUGCCACCUCGGCAUCCUCACAGACCUGCCCUGUGUCGGGGUGGCCAAGAAACUGCUGCAGGUGGAUGGGCUGGAGAACAACGCCCUGCACAAGGAGAAGAUACGACUUCUACGAGCUGGGGGAGACACGUUUCCUCUGAUGGGAGGCUCCGGGACCAUCCUGGGCAUGGCCCUGAAGAGCCAUGACCACAGCACCAAGCCCCUCUAUGUCUCUGUGGGCCACAAGGUGAGCCUGGAGGCAGCUGUGCGCCUGACCCGAGGGUGCUGCAAGUUCCGGAUUCCAGAGCCUGUGCGGCAGGCCGACAUCCGCUCCCGAGACUACAUCCGCAGGACCCUGGGAGUCCCCAGGGCCCCCACUCCAGGACAAGAGAGGAGCCAGAAGGCGCAGAACCCAAGGGGAGUGUGCCCCAAGGGAGGCUCAGAAGAGGCCACAGGUGAAGGCAGGCCUCCCGAGGGCCACAGCACCCAGGAGUCGCGGGACAAGGGCACGGGUGGAGCAAAGCUGGACGCCACGAAGACAGGCUGCCCCGCGUCCCCUGUUCGGCAGUAGGCCUGGGGGCUCGUCUGUCAGGCCGGGACCCUGCCCCCAUGGCAGCAGGUGGAGUGCCCAGGCCCUGAGGACAUGCUGGUUACACCACCCACGGGGACGCCCCCGGCCCCUGCACACGCCAGCUUGAUCCCUGGGACCCAGGGCUCCCUAAGGACUCUGGGACCUACUGAGAAGCAUGAUGAAGUCGCAGAGGACUUUGCCAUUCAUCCUGCCUCAAGAAGGAGUCGGUCGUCAUGUUUGCCAGCCUGAGGUGGUCUCUGUGCUCUCUCUGCGCCCCUCUCCGGCCUUUCUCCUUCCCUUCGUGACAGGAAUGGGUGCUCCUCAGGGACUGGGCCCCUGGGAGAAGCAGGGGCACAAGUGAGCAGGGCGGCCACCUCUACCAGCUGGCUUUGGGCACACCUCCGAUGGGGACACCUGUCCCACCUCACCAGACAGGAGUCUUCCUGCGUGGAAUGGGUGCGCCGGGGUCCUUGAGAAGGGAGGUGACAGCGUGUGAAGUGGGGUCCACAGGGCCAGGGGUGAAGGAAGAACGGGAGGUGGAGUCCUCUUCUACCAAGCUCCUCAUGCCUCCUGGCCCCAGAAUGCAGGUCCCGGAAGGGCUGGACGGGCAGGACUGUGACUCCCGGCCCCGCCCCCCACGCUAACAGGAGAGCUUCCCAGGGGUGCUGGGCGCUCGCGCCGUGUCUGCAGCAGCCCCUGCAGGGAGCCCCACCAGCGGCGUGCGGGCUUGGCCACAGCCACCCACAGGGAUGGGGGUGGGGUCCUGCUUAGAGGUGCUGUUCACAGCUCCCAGAGGUCACCUCAGUGAGGGCAGGCAGAGCAGACACGAGUAGUUUCUGUUCUGAGGUUUAAAUCACAUUAACGAAAGUCACCAUGUUUUUAAGUGUACAGUUUAGUGGGUUUUAAUAUAUUCAGAAUCUUGUGCACCCAUCACUACUGUCCAAUUUCAGAACUUUUACUCGUCCGGUCAGCCAUCACACCCCAUCCCCACCUGCACCCCGGCCCCACCAGUGGGCUUCUGCCUCGUGGCCGUGCAGACUCAGGCCUCCCCGGGACAGUCACACGGUGUGCGACCUGCGGGUCCAGCCUCUCCAGCACUGUUCCCAGGAUUCAUCCAUGUUCUAGCACCUACCAGCGCUUCGCUUUUCCUGGCCGAAUAUUGACUCCUUUGUAUGGACGCACUGCAUUCUGUUUCUCCAGUCGUCCAUGGGAGGGCAUCUGGGUGGUUUCUGUGUGGGGCUGUUAGGAAUAACGCCAUUCUGAACCCUGAUGCACAGGUUUUUGUGGGAAUGUAUGUUUUCAGUUCUCUUAGCUGUAUGCCUGGAGUGGAUCGCUGGUCCUGUGGUAGCUCCGUGCUUACCUUUUGGGAACAGCUACACUGUUUUCCACUCCAGAUGCACCUUUACAACCACCAGCAAUGCGCAGGUUUCUCCACGCCUCUGUCAACACUUGUUAUCAUGUGUCUGACUCUGGCCAUCCUAGUGGGUGUGAAGCGAUAUGAUUUGCAUGUCCCUAAUGACAUGUUGAGCACCUUUUCAUGUGCUUAUUGGCCAUUGUACGUCUUCAUGGGAGACAGAUCUCAAAUCCUUUGCCCUCUUUUAAACUGGGUACUUUGCCUUCUUAUUGAACUGUUUGUUCUUUAUGUGCUCUGGAUAUCAGAAUUUUUCAGUUACAUAAUAUGCAAAUAUGUUCUGCUUUCUGAGUUUUUUUCAUAUUCUUGGUUGUGUCCUCUGACACCUGCAAGUUCCCCGAUGUGCCGGAGUCCACUGUGUCUCUUCAUCCGUUCCUUGUGCUUUGCUGUCUUACUUAGAGACCAUUGCCUGUUCCGAGGUCAUAAAGAUCUCCUUCUAAGAGUUUUAUAGUUUCAGCCCUUGCAUUUAUAUCUUUGACCCAUUUUGAGUUCAUCUUUGUAUAUCCUAUUUGGGGUGCCUUGCAAUUCCAUGAAUUUUAGGACCAGCUUGUCCAUUUCUGCAAAAACAGUUGGAGUUUUGCUGGGGAUCACACUGAUCGAUUUGGGGAGCACUGCUGUCUUAACUGUCAUGAGUCGAAAUCACCAAAUUUGGGUCUCUCUCUCCUUUGUUUAGAUCUUUAGUUCGUUCCAACAAUGAUUUGAAGUUUCCAGUGUGCAAGUCUUGUAUACCCUUUGUUUACACUUUGUAUUCUUUUUGAUGCUAUUGUAACUGGAAUUGUUUCAUUAUAAAUUUCAUUGUCGGGUUCAUUGCUAAUGUAUAAAAGUACAAUCGACUUUGCGUCUUGUA
Molecule: messenger RNA, 3588 nt
Organism: Manis javanica (Malayan pangolin)
Lineage: Eukaryota; Metazoa; Chordata; Mammalia; Pholidota; Manidae
Source: RefSeq, a predicted model, not a curated record